GAAAGUUGAAACUUUCUCCAUCCGCAAUGCGCGCCCACGGCCGAAUUCUCACAAUGGAUCAGCCCAGGCCCAUUUAGGAUGGGCAUCCACAACUAAAACCGACCCGACAACGGCUUUCGGUGCUGAACAGUGAACACUCGAUGCGCUCCGACCGUCGCCUUCAGAAAAAUUUUCUGGCAUCGCAGCUUCUCAACGAUGGCCACAGUUGCAGACUCGGAAGGGAACCCAAACCCGAGGCAGAGCGAGUACGGGGCGCCGAAAACCUUUGAAGGCGGCGUUCCUUGGAUCGAGCACGCUGUCCAACAAGCUCAGCUCGCGUACAAAAUUGCUGAAGACUCUGUUGAUUCAUUCAUCGAUGCCUCCAGAUCUCGCCUCUCUCAAAUUCGAUCCACUUCGUCUGCUCACCUCCAGCAAACAAUCGAGUCGCUGAAAGAGGUAAACACAGAGUAUCAUGCGUAUGAAGAUGUCUUUUUUGGGAAGAUUAAAGAGGGUAUUCUUAUUGCGGCUUCUUAUCCCACGGUGACAUGUGCUACUGCUGUUGGCUUAGGACUUCUGGGGCUGAAAAGACCAAGGCGUUUCCUCUACCAUAAAACAUUGCACCUAUUUGUAAGUGAAGAGUCCUUGCUAAACAGAGCUGAUGCCAAAGUAAAGGAAUUGAGGAAAUCAAUUGAUCUUCUGAAAACCGAAAGUGAGAAGUUGGAGAAGAGAGCAUUGCAAGCAGAAGAGGAGAUGAAGCGGGGCAGGACAAAACUUAGACAAGCAGGAAAUCAGAUUCAAGGUGUUGUUCGCUCUGCAUACAAAAUUGAGAGACAAGCCGCUGGGCUGAAAGAUAUCCUUGGGGAGCUUCCUCGUAGAGAAGCAUUACGAUUCCGAUCACAGGUUUCCAACCUUGCUUCUGAGGCAAAGCGAGAAAGGAAUGCUUUGACAAAAGAAGUCUCAAAAAUCAGUAAUUAUGGAAUAUCUGUAUAAAGAUUCUCUGGUUCACUCUUUCCUUUUUUUACUAUGCAAUGUUGUUCCAUGAUUUCAAUUACCAGAUGAAUGUGUGUAGAGAUAGCUUCUAUAUAUUUUACACAUGAAAUAAGUGCAAUAUUUAAAGCAUUUAUACUUGAA
Molecule: messenger RNA, 1110 nt
Organism: Malania oleifera
Lineage: Eukaryota; Viridiplantae; Streptophyta; Magnoliopsida; Santalales; Ximeniaceae
Product: RGS1-HXK1-interacting protein 1
Exons: 9
Coding region: 196-969 (257 amino acids)
Source: RefSeq, a predicted model, not a curated record